Erythranthe guttata (spotted monkey flower) is the source of this 1478-nucleotide messenger RNA. Its product is annotated as BES1/BZR1 homolog protein 4. Gene Ontology annotation, biological process: DNA-templated transcription; brassinosteroid mediated signaling pathway. The record is from RefSeq and is a predicted model, not a curated record. Gene Ontology annotation, molecular function: DNA-binding transcription factor activity. NCBI's taxonomy places the organism in Eukaryota, Viridiplantae, Streptophyta, Magnoliopsida, Lamiales, Phrymaceae.
AAAUAUAAAGAUGUAAAUAAAUUAUGCACCCCCAUAGAAAAAAAGUGAACUAGUCAAUAAAGGCAUAAAGCUAUUCACAUGAGCAGUUAGUCCUACUACCUAUACUACACCGUAGCCCCCCUGCACUGCAGCAGCAGCAGCAGCAGCUCUUCAUAAAUUAAUCAUCAUUAUUUUUUUUAUGCUUCUUUCAUUCCGUUAAUUCCGGAUUUUCCCCCACCCCUAAUCCUCCGCACUGUACAUCAAUGGCGGACUGACUGAGCAUAUAUAUAUCUUCCCUCUCGUUCCAAUUGUUUUAUAUAUAUAUAUAUAUUUAAUUACAAGGAGGAUGACAGGGGGUGGUGCGGCGCGGAUGCCGUCGUGGAAGGAGAGGGAGAACAACAAGCGUCGCGAGCGGCGCCGGAGGGCCAUCGCCGCCAAGAUAUUCGCCGGCCUCCGCCUCUACGGCAACUACAAGCUCCCCAAGCACUGCGACAACAAUGAGGUUCUCAAGGCUCUCUGCGACGAGGCUGGCUGGACCGUCGAGCACGACGGCACCACCUACCGCAAGGGAUGCAGGCCAGUCGAGAACAUGGAUACAAUGGAAACUUCGUACAAUCCAAGCACGCACACUUCCUACAAUCCAAGCCCACACACUUCAUACAAUCCAAGCCCACACACUUCAUACAAUCCAAGCCCAGCUUCUUCCUCGUUUCCGAGCCCAGUUUCUUCCAUUUAUGCCCCUAGCAUAAUCGCAGACGGUAAUUCCCUAAUCCCGUGGCUCAGAAACCUCUCGUCUUCAUCUUCUUCAGCCACGUCGUCAUCAAAAUUCGUGCACCAUCACUACAUGCACAACAGCGGCACCGUCAGUGCUCCUGUAACCCCUCCUCUAAGCAGCUCCCCAACCGCCCGAGACCUUCUAAUCAACGCCGACCGGGCUAAUUCCUUUGCCCGCCCGUUUCUUCCCUUGUCCACACCUCCAAGCCCCGCCCGCCACACCACCCUACCCGCAAGACCCUACCCGUACCCGAUUCAGAGCGGCCCAACCUCUCCGACAUUCAGCCUCGUUUCUUCGAACCCAUUUGGAUUCAGAGUGGAGGAUUUGAGCCGAAGUGGGUCCCUCAUGUGCACUCCAGGGCAGAGUGGCACGUGCUCGCCUGUUAUUGGUGCAUCGGAUAUUCCAAUGGCUGAAGUGAUUCCGAACGAAUUUGCAUUUGGGAGCAACACGAAAGGUCUUGUGAAGGCCUGGGAAGGAGAGAGAAUUCACGAGGUAUGUGGUUCGGACGAGCUUGAGCUCACUCUUGGAACCUCGAAAACCAGGUAAUGAUUGACUGUUUGUUAGUCCGAGGAAGAUUUGCCACUCUGUUGUUAUACAAGUUUGAGGCCACAACUGAACACAUCAUUUUUAGUUGUAUUUUAAGGUGUGAUAAUAACCCAUGGUUUCAGUUGAUUUUGAAACCUUUUAAUGUCGAUGAACACCUUGCAAUGCAUGCGCAUGAAAA